AUUUAUAAUUUUAUUAAAUUAUAAAUUAAUUCAAACAUUUAAAUAAAAUAUUUCUAAAACAAAAAUAUAUAUAUUAUAUUAUUAAAAAAAAUACGUAUAUAAAGAAUAUGAUCUUUAUAUUCAUUAUAGAUAAAAAUAAAAUAUAAAAAAUAAAAAAAUAACAUCAAUGUAAUAUCCUCAUGUAUUUUAGAUAUAUAAUCUAUUUUUAACCAUACAAUAUAUAUAAUGUAUGAAUAAUAGAUAUAAAUAAUAUAAUAUUAUUUUCUUUAUGUAUAGCUAUCGGUCUUUCUUUUCGAGAUAUUUGCAAAAAAUAAUUUCCAUUACUACAUUGAAUUUUCUCGUAUGUGAAAGAUGCUUUAUUUAUUAUACGUAUGGUAGCCAGCUAAAAUGUGCAGCACAUUUGGUAUAUCAUUGUAAUUUCGAUUGUCCAAUUACAUUUUACAUUUUAUUUUAUUUUCAAAUCCAAUAGAAUAGAAGUUUCAAUAGUACCAUCAUUUUUACACAUGGCUUGAAAAUUAAGGCCAAUUAAGGCACAUACACACACAAAUAUAUUAUUGAGUUUUCUAAAAAUUAUUAAAACAUGAAAAUGUUUUUAACAAAAUUAAUAUUGUAAUUUAUCAAGAUAUUUAAUUACAUAUAUUUAUUUAUAAUUACAUUAUAAUUACAAUUAUUUAUAUGUAAAAUAAAUAUUCAACUCGUUCUUAAAAAUCAUUAUCAUUUAUAAAGUGGUCACACAUUACAGAUUCACUCAGUGUAGAAUUUUUUAACACCAUAACUCCUAAUAACAAUGUUCUGUUCGAUAAGUUCUAUUGUCAACUCAAACACAUGUUCCGAUUAUUCAUACAAUCGACUAACUUAUUUCGUAAAAAGCUCAUUUAUUAACAAAUUAUCAAAGAAACUUUAAAUGAUUAAAAUCGAGCAAAAAUAUCACUGAAUUCACUCUCGCGUCGGCCAUUCGCGAACUGUUCGUCAAGUCGUAAACCGUCUCCGAGCGUGUCGCAUCAUGGAGUAAGCUUGUUUGUGACGUCAUUAGAAGAUAAGAGCCUUCAUUAUCUUGGCCAGCGAGGGGGGCCGGCACGCGUAACGAUUCUCCUACGAUAUUUCCAGCUGGCUACUUGCGACCAGCUCGUCGCGACGCGUACAUCGAUGUGAACCGAUAUACUACACGAUUUAUCACGACCGAUUUGACACGUAUCCAUAACGAGAAUCAAUCUCGCGUCGGUCGAAGUCAACAUAGGUGUCGAUCGAAAAUAAUCGAUAUCGGUAAGAAGGUAUUGGAAAAUAUCGACCCAGUGUAUUUAAUUCGCAAGCAUUCGUCACAGAAAGUGAAUUAUCAAUGUGAAGCCGGGGAAGUGUAUAAAAUAUACAGAUCAUAGUUUGUACACGUGUUCCAGUUAUUUUCGUUAUCGUUACGAGGAAAGUUAUCAAAUCGUCCCAAUUUCAUCGACACCAGAUAUAAUAGAUACCGGCUUCGAUCUCAGCAUUGCGCUCUCUUUCCUUACGUUAAAAGUUAUCUCUUGCAAUUAACAAGAAAACGCCGGCGCCAUUAUUGUUGACUCGCGCGAUCAAUCAACGCGACGUUUGAACUUUAAACGUCCAAUAAAAUUUGAUACCCUCGUUGUUCGGACGUUGUGUUGCAUUAAUAAGUCUCUCGAUAAGCGCAAGGAAAACAUUGCCGCCAUUACUGUUGACUCAUGUAUAAUCAUCAGUCACUCGACUCGUGCAGAGAUCGUUGCUUCAGAGAUCUAGAUCUCGAAGAACGUUCCAUAACUAUGAAGUCUCACGAGAUUUGGGAGAGGAGCAUCGCCUUCAUCGAGCACGAAUUGCUUCCGGAGAUGGUGCACGAUCGCUACUUCUGCGAGCCGAGUUCCAGGGAAUUCGUCGAGUUCGACUCGGCCACGAUUCGUCUCGAUGAGCUGAGCCGGAGCAGCGAGAUUUAUCGCGUCACGGUUGUGGUCAAGUUCUCCGGCGAGCCACGUAGCUUCCCACUAGUUUUGAAAUUGCUUCCAGAGGAGGGGGCAGAGCACACGGGCCGAACGGCGUUCGACGCGUUCCAGAACGAGGAAAUGUUCUACUCGAAGAUGGCCCCUAAAUACGGCCCUGAUUUGGUUCCAAAGUGUUACCUGUCCGACCUCGGUCGUUACGGAAGGACCGUGAUCGUGUUGGAGGAUCUGGAGAAGGAUGAUUACAAGCAGGUUGACGGUGAAUUGGACGAGAAUCAUUUGAAAUUAUGCGUGCAAGUUUUGGCCAAGUUUCACGCGAGGGGGUUGAGGCUGAAGGCGACCGAGCCAGGGAUCUUCAGGGAGUUCGAGGCGAAACUUCUUGAAAUUUCCCUCACCGAGGAGGCUAUGCUCCAUUAUGAGAAGAGAUCGACUAGAAUGUUGGACAUCCUUGAAUCCUUAUCGAACUCAGCCUUUGCCGAGAAGAUGAAACGGAGAUUAAACAAGAAUCCAAUGGAAAUCGUGAAAGGUAUCGUGACGGAGGUGAACGACGUUUCCACAAUAUGUCACGGCCAUUUUUCGCACGAUAAUCUGCUGUUCAAAUAUCAGAACGGGAAACCUAUCGGCGCGAAGGUGAUCGACUGGCAAACAAUGAGAUAUUGUUCGCCGGCUGUCGAUCUUGGGCCCAUUCUGCUGUAUAACGUGACGCAUGAGGAUGGCUCGUCGAAGGUGCAGGAAAUUUUGACGCUGUACAUCGACACCGUCAAAUCUGAAUAUCCAGAAGUGGAUGGCCAACGACUCAGGGAAGACAUCGUGGACAAAUUUUUCUUCGCCGGCGUCGUUCUGUCAUUUCUAGAUCACAUUACUGACGAAGAACUCACUCGCGUUUUGCUACUCUUGGAACAAUUGGACGAUUUUAACUGAACUGUUUAAUUUAUUCCGAUUUCAAUCAGCGAUUUAUUAUAUAUUUUUUCUCUUUUUUCUUUUUUUAUUACCAGUUAAUGGAUUAUUUUUGCAGAAGAAAUAAAAUAUUUUAAAGAUA
Apis cerana (Asiatic honeybee) is the source of this 2982-nucleotide messenger RNA. RefSeq lists its product as uncharacterized. NCBI's taxonomy places the organism in Eukaryota, Metazoa, Arthropoda, Insecta, Hymenoptera, Apidae. The record is from RefSeq and is a predicted model, not a curated record.